Molecule: messenger RNA, 1209 nt
Organism: Danaus chrysippus (African queen)
Lineage: Eukaryota; Metazoa; Arthropoda; Insecta; Lepidoptera; Nymphalidae
Source: the annotation of a GenBank genome assembly
AUGGAAACGACAAUACAAAAACAAAUUAUUGACUUCUUUUCGGUUUACGAGGAAUUUUAUAAUACUUCCAAAACGUGUUUGAAAAUCUGCCAAAACUGCGCAAUAUCUAUUAAUAAAUUUAUUCAACGGUGCCGAAAUAUAAAAGAGGCGCAAGUAGCUGGGUCGCCUCUCGAAGAGUUCCGAGGAUUGCAGAGCAAAUUGUUAUCGUCUUUACAUAACCUUAUUUCUGAAGAUAUUCAAGAGAUAAAACAUCAACGGACUGUGAUAGAAGAAGCUUUCGAAAAUCUUUGUUUAAAACACAAAGUUUUACUAGGAAAUUGUAGAGGUAUUGAAUUGUCUCCAGAUCUGCCGUUAAUUAAAGGCACCUGUCUUCAACCUCCAUUAGAAGAUAUAUUAGAGUUAGCCGGCCACAGCAUAUCAUUUGGUGCAGAAAUCUGUGAGCAGAUCAACACAGCAUUAGCUGUUUUAUCAUUAAGAGGUUUAAACACAGACAACUUUUCAAAAUCAAAUAUAAUUAUGGAUCUACUAGGUUCUAUAUUAAAUUCCAUGCAAAAGCCACCUUCUACUAGCGAGGCAGAAAAGAAAGCUAUGAAAAAACAUAAGGAGGCAUUGGAACGUAAGCAGAAAGAGGAAAAGAGCAUUUUAAGUAAAUUUUGUAAGAGAAUUGAAGAGAAAAUUAGUGAUUUUAUAAAAGAUGGUAACAAACCGUAUCUACAGUUUGAUCCAAUGGAUCAGAUGUACAGAUCGGUAAUCAGAGAUGUGGCCACGACUGCUGGGGCACAAGUAUACUCAUUCGGCCAAGAGGGAGUCGACAGAUAUUGUGUAGUAUACCUCAAAGACAAAGGACCCUCCGAAGACGAAUUGGAAGUACGUAGAUCAGGUGGAAUAUGGGAUGAAGAAAAAGCAAUAGAAAUGGCCCAGAGACGUACCGAAAUGGAAAAGGAAGCCGCAUUAGAUAAUGAGAGAAGUAGGAAACGGAAACACGACAAAGAACAAUUGAGCGGUACAUUCUAUAAGCAGAAAUAUGCACAUUUGAUAGGUGAAGACGCGGCUAUAAACGCUGCUCAGAAAACAAACAUGAAUAAAACAUAUGGGGAGGUACCGAGCGAGAAUAAAAAGGAUUUGCGCUCUAUAGAACAGACGAUGGCUGAUAUUAAAGCUAAGAAGGUCAAGAAAGCCGAAACAGAGAAAUUGCUUGAAGGUAUUUGA